Silurus meridionalis is the source of this 1545-nucleotide messenger RNA. RefSeq names its product heterogeneous nuclear ribonucleoprotein A1-like. Gene Ontology annotation, molecular function: RNA binding. The transcript is spliced from 11 exons. Bases 128 to 1252 code for a protein of 374 amino acids. The record is from RefSeq and is a predicted model, not a curated record. Lineage: Eukaryota; Metazoa; Chordata; Actinopteri; Siluriformes; Siluridae.
CAAGAGCCAAUCGGAGCACAGAGAAGGCGGAGCCCUGAGUGCCUGAUUUAAAGCACAGUCGCACGCCAUUUUUAACGGUUUCGGCCGCUGGUGUGUUCCGCCGAGCUAAUAGAAUAAUACCCGCAGUAUGCCGAAAGAGGAACAGCCCCGAGAACCGGAGCAGCUUCGAAAGCUGUUCAUUGGAGGCCUGAGCUUCGAGACAACAGACGAGAGCCUGCGCUCGUACUUCGAGCAAUGGGGCGCGUUAACCGACUGUGUGGUUAUGAGAGACCCGAGCUCCAAGCGCUCCAGAGGUUUCGGUUUUGUCACGUACUCCAGCGUGGAUGAAGUCGAUGCCGCCAUGAAGGCGCGUCCCCACAAAGUCGACGGCCGCCUCGUAGAACCCAAACGCGCCGUGUCCAGAGAGGAUUCCAACAAGCCUUUCGCGCACACCACGGUGAAAAAGAUCUUUGUGGGCGGCAUUAAGGAAGAUACGGAGGAGAGCCAUCUACGGGACUACUUUGAGGAAUUCGGAAAGAUCGAAGCAGUUGAAAUAAUGAUUGAUCACAAGACGGGGAACAAAAGGGGCUUCGCGUUUGUUACGUUCGACGACCACGAUGCCGUGGAUCGCAUCGUUAUUCAAAAGUACCACACAAUAAACGGCCAUAAUUCAGAAGUGAGAAAGGCCCUCUCUAAACAAGAGAUGCAGAAUUCAGCGAGCAUGCGAGGGCGUGGAGGUGGAAACUACGGCGGUCGAUAUGGCGGCAACGACUUUGGAGGAGACCGAGAUGGAUUUAGAGAUGGGUUCAGGGAUGGAUAUAGGGGAGGGAGAGGUGGCAAUGGAGGAUAUGGAGGUGAUGGCUACAACGGUGGAUUUGGAGAUGGUGGCUAUGGUGGUGGUGGUCCUGGCUAUGGAGGCAAUCGCGGUAGCGGUGGAUAUGGAGGUGGCGGACCAGGCUAUGGUAACAACGGCGGUGGAGGAUACGGUGGCGGUGGAGGAUACGGUGGCGGUGGAGGAUAUGGUGGCGGUGGCAGCUAUGAUAAUUAUAACAACGGCAAUGGAAACUUUGGAGGUGGUAAUUUCGGCGGCGGGGGUGGCGGCGGCAACUACAAUGAUUUUGGAAACUACAACAGCCAGCAGUCGAGCUUUGGCCCUGUGAAAGGAAACUUUGGGGGAGGUGGCAGGAGUAGUGGCCCAUAUAGUGGGGGAUAUGGGGGCAGCUCAGGCGGAGGUGGGGGCUAUGGCGGAGGAUCUGGUGGUAGACGAUAUUAAGUCCUUUUUAAAGGACUCAGUACUUAGGAGAGGAGACAGGAGAGCGAGAGGAAUGACAGGGCAGCAGCAGGUUUACCCCAUAGAUCUGCUCAGCCAUUCAGAAGAGCUGUACAAUAGUGUGGUCAUGAGAGACUUUCUGUUUUUGUGUAUGGUUGUGAAUGUCAGGCUUUUUAUAUUUUUGUUUAUGGGAUGCAUUCCAUAUAAAGCUUUGUGUAGAAUAAUUUAAACCAGGGUCCUAAUUAUAUGUAACUCCAACACAAUCAAGAAAUAAAGCAAAAUCCAGUUUUUCUUAA